UUUACUCGGUCUGUCCCGAGACACUCAGCGCCUAUAUAUGGCAGAAAAGUGUGACCGGGUGAAAGUGGCUGUGGACCCGUUUUGCGGCGCCGGCGGAAAUAUAAUCCAGCUUGCCCGAAUGUUCGACAAAGUCAUUGCUGUAGAUAUUGACGUAGACAAGAUAGUGAUGGCCAAGCAAAAUGCCGCGAUUUAUGGCGUACUUGAGAAGAUUGAUUUCGUUGUUGGAGACUUUUUCAAACUGGAAAAUCAGAUAAAGGGUGACGUUAUAGUCACAUCGCCACCAUGGGGCGGUCCAGAAUACAACAAAAUGGAUGUUAUCGAAAAUGUGUUUAUGGAAAGGUACCUCAAAUCGACGUUGCUGUAUGUCCGGUCCAAUAAUAACAAUGGCGUAUCAGACGUCGCUCCCAAACCGGUCGACAUCCUGACAUCCAUCUGCAUAACUCAUUCCACAAGAAUGAGCGGUAUAGUUUGAAAACUUACCAAAGUUAUCUGGUGGAUGACGAUACGUUGGUGAGCAGCCGUCGCACAUAGGUCUGAUGUACCUAUGGAAAGUUAUUAUUGGAUCGGUCAUAAUAUUACGUUGAAAAGUUAUAUGUCCAUAAACUUAUUUUCAGAUUUGUAGGCCAAUUACGUUGUCAUUUUUUAAUCAUUCUUUGUUUUUAUUAAGGUUGAGGUGUAACAGCAUUUUAGGGGCUAUUGUAAUUCCCACUUCCAGGACUUUAUCAUACAUACAGCCGACAGCCCGAUGACCUACAUUUUUGUGUAUUCUGGUCUACCCUAUGAUGGCCGCGAAGUAACGAUCACGUCACCGUUUAUCAGAUUGCCCAGUUUGAAAGAGUCUCCAACAAUUUCAUCGGAUAGGUACGCCAUAAAUCGUGGCAUAGCGCUGGGCCAGCAUCAUUUUGUCCGGAUCAAUAUCUACAAAAAUGACAUCCCAAUUAUUAGAAGCUAAUAAUAUAGUGUCUUUGUCGAACAGUCAGCUGUACGAAGUUUCCGCUGUGCCACAAAACGGGUCGACGCCGGUCGCUGAACAUGGGAAGUCCUCAAGUCCACCCAGCAUCGUAUUGAUGAAUCAACAAUACAUCUUACAUCUUACAUCUAUCAUUGCAAUCUUAUAAUUAUUCACCUGAAUGCAUGUAAUCCUGAAUGUACAGUUAAUUUAUUACUACCCAUCUACAAAGUCAA
Molecule: messenger RNA, 1185 nt
Organism: Metopolophium dirhodum (rose-grain aphid)
Lineage: Eukaryota; Metazoa; Arthropoda; Insecta; Hemiptera; Aphididae
Product: trimethylguanosine synthase-like
Exons: 5
Coding region: 38-472 (144 amino acids)
Biological process (GO): 7-methylguanosine cap hypermethylation; 7-methylguanosine RNA capping
Cellular component (GO): nucleus
Molecular function (GO): RNA cap trimethylguanosine synthase activity
Source: RefSeq, a predicted model, not a curated record